Molecule: messenger RNA, 3505 nt
Organism: Carassius auratus (goldfish)
Lineage: Eukaryota; Metazoa; Chordata; Actinopteri; Cypriniformes; Cyprinidae
Product: solute carrier family 12 member 9-like
Biological process (GO): chloride ion homeostasis; potassium ion homeostasis; cell volume homeostasis
Cellular component (GO): membrane
Molecular function (GO): potassium:chloride symporter activity
Source: RefSeq, a predicted model, not a curated record
UCAUGUGACCGCAGCCGGAGAGGAAGCUUCAAUCACGGCGAACAUGUCUGAGCGGACGCCGCUGCUGCAUUACCGGCUCUCCGCCAGCGUCAACGAGUCCGGAGACCACCGGGAGACUCGGACCGGUAGAGAUGAGGACGAGCACCAGAGCCCCGCUUCUGUCCGACGGAAAACCGCCGCUAAACAGCCGCCCAAACUCAACAUAUUCUUCGGCGUGGUGAUCCCAACACUGCUGUCAAUGUUCAGUGUGGUGGUGUUCCUGCGGAUCGGUUUUGUUGUGGGUCAGUGUGGUCUUUAUCAGACUAUAGCAAUGCUGCUGGUGUCGUAUUUCAUCAUCAGUAUGACGGUUUUGUCGGUGUGCGCGAUCUCCACUAACGGAGCGCUGGACGCCGGAGGAGCGUAUUACAUGAUCAGUCGUGCUCUCGGCCCAGAGUUCGGUGGCAGCAUUGGCAUCAUGUUCUUCCUGGCGAACGUGUGCGGCUGUGCCUUCUUAGUGCUGGGACUGGUGGAGGCCGUGCUCACAACCUUCGGGAUUCCUGAAGAUGGCUCGUCGCUGUCUGCAUCUCGGUACAUGGUUCUGCCGACCGGUUACUGGUGGUCUUUCCUGUACGGCACGGUGGUUCUGCUGCUGUGUGUGUUCGUGUGUCUGAUCGGGGCUCAUAUCUAUGCUAAAGCCACCUUCCUCAUCUUCAUCAUCGUCAUGGUGUCUUUAGGGAGCAUCUUUAUCAGUUUCUUCAUCGUGCCGUUUAAAACCGUCCAGCUGCCUGGUCACAGGAACGCUUCCCUCGGGCCGACGAGCGCAAACUUCACCGGCUUUAAGUUAGAAUCUCUGAUGGGAAACGUGCAAGCUGACUACACAGUGGACUACUCCACUGGAGUCAUGAUGUCUUUCGCCACUGUUUUUGCGGUGAUGUUUAACGGCUGCACUGGAAUCAUGGCUGGAUCCAACAUGUCCGGUGAUCUGAAGAACCCGAGCUACUCCAUUCCUCGUGGAACCAUCACAGCCGUCGUUUUCACCUUCGUAAUCUAUAUCCUGCUGAGUAUACUGAUCUCCUGCACCUGUGACCGGGUCCUCCUCCAGCAGGAUUACGGUUUCCUCACAGACAUCAACGUCUGGCAUCCGUUCGUGACGAUCGGUGUUUACUCGUCCACGCUGUCGGCUGCCAUGAGUAACCUGAUCGGAGCGUCCCGUGUGCUCUUCGCUCUGGCUCGAGACGACCUGUUCGGACGCUUCCUGUCUCCUGCCAAACACACGUCUGCGAGCGGGAACCCCUGGGUGUCUGUGCUGAUCUCCUGGUUCCUCGUGCAGCUGGUGUUGUUCUCAGGGAAGCUGAACACGAUUGCGAGUAUCGUCACUAUAUUCUUCCUGCUGGUGUACGCAGCUGUGGAUCUGGCCUGUCUGGCUCUGGAGUGGGCCUCCGCUCCCAACUUCAGGCCCACGUUCAGGUAUUUCACGUGGCACACGUGUGUUUUGGGGAUCAUCGGCUGCGCCAUAAUGAUGUUCCUGAUCAAUGCCAUCUACGCCUCGGCGAGCAUCGCCUUCAUGCUGCUGCUGCUGCUGCUGAUCCACUACCUGAGUCCUGUCAGCAGCUGGGGAUGCAUCAGCCAGGCACUCAUCUUCCACCAGGUGCGUAAAUACCUGCUGAUGCUGGACGUUCGUAAGGAUCACGUCAAGUUCUGGAGGCCACAGGUGCUGCUGAUGGUGUCCAACCCCAGGUGCAGCGUGGGAUUGAUCACGUUCAUCAACGACAUCAAGAAGAGCGGCCUCUAUGUGCUGGGACACGUGCAGCUCGGAGACCUCGACGUUCUCCCGUCGGAUCCGCUGCAGUCUCAGUACGACUCCUGGUUGUCUCUGGUGGAUCAUUUGAAUAUUAAAGCGUUUGUUAAUCUCACGCUGGCCGACUCUGUCAGACACGGAGUUCAACAUCUUCUGUUCAUAUCAGGACUCGGCGGUAUGCGACCCAACACUCUGGUUUUGGGUUUCUAUGACGACACGCCGCCUCAGGACCAGCUGCAGGACCCCUCUCUGUCGAUGUGCAAUUUCUCUGAGAGCUCUGUUCAAGUCGACGAACCCGAAAAUAAGAGCGAGCCGCCCUUCCAUUUCCCGCCGGUGCGAGGGGGCGUGUCCUUGGGCAGGGGCGGGAAGUCUCUGGGGCCUCAGGAGUACGUGUGCAUAAUCGCAGACGCAGUGAAGAUGCUGAAGAACGUGGCUUUGGUGCGAUAUUUCGAUCAGUUCGAUCGUACGCAGGCGCUCCAGGGGCCCGUGUUCGUCGAUGUGUGGCCGGUGAAUCUUCUGCGACCCGACAGCGCCGCGUAUGUCGACACGUGCUCGCUGUUUUUGCUUCAACUCGCGUGCAUCCUCAACAUGACGAGGGCGUGGCAGAAAGCUAAGCUCCGCCUCUUUUUAUGUGUGGAGGAGGGGCGGAGCCUUAAAGGGACGGAACAGAAGCUCAAAAAUCUCUUGAAAGAUCUCCGAAUGAAGGCGGACAUCUGCACGGUUCCCUGGGAUUCCCAAGUCGCGCUUCAUUGGCAGCGUCAGACGGGUUCGGAAAAAAUCGAAGAGGUAGAAAGCGAAGAGGACGGAGUCGAAGACGAUAAAGAAUUCGCGAACAGCUUCCCUAGCAACACCUCGCGAGUGUCAGACGAGUAUUUACAAGCGGUUAACAAACUCAUCCUGGACCAGACGCUCCGCCCCCCCGCCGUCCGCUUCCUGUAUUUGCCCCGCCCCCCUGCCGACACCAGCCGUUACCAUGACUACCUGCAUCAGCUAGAGCUGCUCACGCGUAACCUGGGCCCGACCCUCCUGAUCCACGGGGUCACGCCGGUCAUCACCACUGACCUUUGACCUUCCGGUUCUAAUCACAUAAACGAAUCUAUAAGAUACGAAACGCGUUCGGUUGAUUAUUUUCCACUUUUUUCGAGCACUUCACAUGUUUACUUCGGAGGAUGUUAUAGAUCCAUUCCGGUUCUUCCAUCUCUCUACGUUCUAUUCUUUUCUCGGAUUGUAACAAUGUAACAUUCCUGGAAUUCCAGAAUGUUGCCGCUUGAUAUUCCGGUGCUGUCCCUGAAUGUUUUUCAAUGCCAACUGGAAUGUUUUACGAUGUUUUUAGACACUCCAGAAGUAUUUUGCAUUUCAACAACAAAAGUACAAAGAUUUGUGAGUGUGUUUGUUUACUUGAUGCAAUAAUAAUAAUAAUUUUUUUUGCAGCCAAGACGAAGCUCUUGCCUUCAGUGAUACUACUGAGUUUUACAGUUUUACUGACACCAAACCAAAGCGCUUUGUGUCGUGUGUGUGUGUGUGUGUGUGUGUGUGUGUGUUUGGGGUCCACACGUGUUACAAUAAUAAACACACACACGACUAACAAACAGUACGACAGUAUACCUCCAAAUCACACUCCAUUCUGUGUUUGAAGCAUUUUUAAUAUGCAAUCAUUUUAAGCACUGUAAAAUUGAAGUAUAUAAAAAAAAAUUGUUUAGUAAUUGAAUAAAAAUAAUGUUUGCUUAC